Messenger RNA from Gekko japonicus, 1665 nucleotides. RefSeq names its product bone morphogenetic protein 7 (gene BMP7). Gene Ontology annotation, cellular component: extracellular region. The transcript has 6 exons. The record is from RefSeq and is a predicted model, not a curated record. The coding region runs from base 179 to 1372 and encodes 397 amino acids. Gene Ontology annotation, biological process: SMAD protein signal transduction. NCBI's taxonomy places the organism in Eukaryota, Metazoa, Chordata, Lepidosauria, Squamata, Gekkonidae. Gene Ontology annotation, molecular function: growth factor activity; cytokine activity.
AGGAUCAUGUGCGCGCCGCGCUCCUCGGCUCCCCAGUGCAGCUCGCCGGCCGCCGAGUGAUCCCGCCGCCGCCGCCGCUGCUGCCCGGUCUCGGGUCUUCUUUCAUGGUCCACGCCUUCGCCCUCCUCUCGCCGCCGGAUCCCGGGAGCUGCUGCUGCUGCUGUCCCCCGUGACGGAGAUGCAGGCGGCGGCGGGCUGGGUCCAGCGGCUGGCGGCUGCCCUGGGGGUCCUCCUCCUCUGGGCGCUGGAGCUGCGCGGCGCCCGGGCGGACUUCACCCUGGAGAACGAGGUGCGCUCGAGCUUCAUCCACAAGCGGCUCCGCAGCCAGGAGCGCCGGGAGAUGCAGCGGGAGAUCCUCUCCAUCCUGGGCUUGCCCCACCGGCCGCGGCCCCACCUCAACGGCAAGCACAACUCCGCGCCCAUGUUCAUGCUGGACCUGUACAACGCCAUGUCAGGGGAAGAGGAGGGCGCCGGCGGCGGGGACGCCGUCGAGGGCUACUCCUACCCCUACAAGCCCCUCUUCAGCACCCAGGGGCCGCCCCUGGCCAGCCUGCAGGACAGCAACUUCCUCACCGAGGCCGACAUGGUCAUGAGCUUCGUCAACCUGGUGGAGCACGACAGGGAGUUCUAUCACCAGCGCAGCCAUCAUCGAGAGUUCCGCUUUGACCUCUCCAGGAUCCCUGAGGGUGAAGCAGUGACAGCUGCCGAGUUUCGGAUUUACAAGGACUACAUCAGAGAACACUUUGAUAAUGAAACAUUCCAGAUUAGUGUCUACCAGGUUCUCCAAGAACACCCAGGAAGGGAUUCAGAUUUGUUCCUGCUUGACACUCGAACAAUCUGGGCUGCAGAAGAAGGUUGGCUGGUGUUUGAUAUCACAGCAACGAGUAACCACUGGGUGGUAAACCCGCAACACAAUCUCGGCUUGCAGCUGUCAGUAGAGAGCAUAGAUGGUCAAAGCAUCAACCCCAAGUUAGCUGGCCUUAUCGGAAGGCACGGCCCACAAAACAAGCAGCCGUUCACUGUCGCCUUUUUCAAAGCCACCGAGGUCCAUCUCCGUAGUAUUCGGUCUGCAGGAGGCAAGCCCCGAAACCAGAAAUCGAAAGCACCAAAGAACCAAGAAGCCUUUCGGGUGUCAAACGUUGGAGAGAACAGCAGCAGUGAUCAGAGGCAAGCUUGCAAGAAACAUGAGCUCUAUGUCAGUUUCAGGGAUCUUGGCUGGCAGGUUCACUUUAUAAAUCCAGAGACUGUGCCGAAGCCCUGCUGUGCCCCGACGCAACUCAACGCCAUUUCCGUCCUCUACUUUGACGACAGCUCCAACGUCAUCUUGAAGAAAUACCGGAACAUGGUGGUACGGGCCUGUGGCUGCCAUUAAACGUACCGGACUGGAGAGCUCUAUGAGGCUCACAAGAUGUGCAGAGCUGUUGUUAUUGUUUUAAGGAAAACAUGGAUCGUUCAAAGCAACUCUCCUUUAAAUCAGGCCACAGUCCUUAAGGAAUAGCCUUUCUGAAGCAGUGAAACAGGAUGAGCUCCAGACUCAGGUGGCAACUUGAGCAAUUUUUUUGGUUUUCAAGUGAGGAUCAUUCUGUGAAAUGAUGCAAGAAUGCAAAUCAGGACUGAGGAUCAGUUUGCAGGCAGGUUUGUCAUUCUGUAGGCAAACAAAAGCUU